AUGAAUGAGAACGAUGCAGAGGAUCUGCGCGCUUGGCUUCAUGGGGACCACCACUUCCUUGGGCGAAUCUGGAAGGCCUUUUAUUCAAGCCCUCUCAAGACGCCGGCAUCGCCAAGCCUCAGUGACAAAACCCCCAAAGAUCCCACUGACAACAGGCAAAAGAAGCAUUAUGACUACCAGGAACGUGUCUACUUCUUCGCUGUCAACGGCAACCAUUUCCGACCACCUGAGGACCCGGCUUGCCCUAUCCCUCCGGCCCACGAAGCUCUUACGCCACAAUGUCGAACAAAGCUGAGCUACGCAGACUUUCUCGACUGGGCCAUCAGCGCACAGAGCUCCUCGGAACAGCCGUUUUUGAAGUUGUUUUCCCGUAUAGCUCUCGGCCUCAGCAAGACUGACCCUACAGUGAUACUCGAGCCUGGCCAAAUCUAUCACAAAGAAAAGGAUCUUCUAUCGCCGACUGGCGCGGUGAUGAAUGACGGUAUCGCUCGCAUGUCACGAGCCUUGGCCAGGAAGGUUGCUGAGUGCCUCAACUUAGAUGAGCUGCCUAGCUCGUUCCAAGGACGGUUCGGAAGUGCAAAGGGCAUGUGGAUUGUGGAUGUCCACGACGAUGGACUCGACAAGUCCAUAUGGAUCGAGACCUACCCCUCGCAGCGAAAAUGGGAUUGCGACUUCCAGGACCCGCAUCAUCGUACUUUUGAAGUUCGAUCGUAUUCCAAGGAGCUGCGUUCCGCCAACUUGAAUCAGCAGUUCAUCCCGAUCCUGACACACCAGGCAAAGGACCCUACUGCUGUGAAGAAUACCAUUGUGGAAUGUAUCAAAACAGGACUCUGCGCGGAUCUGGCGGAGCUUCGGGACGCUUUUCCAGACAGUCGUGAUUUGCUGCUGUGGUUGCAACGGGCUGGUUUCAUGUCCACAUUCAGUCGCCAGUCGCAAGGGCAAAUUCCAUACUUGGGGCGCGUUCCGGACGACGAAGGAGAGCGAGCGUGUGCUACACUGCUGUCUGGGUUCGACGCGAAAUGCCAAUACACAUCGAACUUGUUUUGGAAGAUGGCAGAGAGAAAGGCCGACGAUCUCAAACUCUCUAUGAAGAUCCAGAUACCCUGUUCCGCCUAUGCAUACAUGGUCCUUGACUUUGAUGGCAUUCUUGCGCCGGACGAGAUACACCUCUCCUUCUCCACCAAGUUUCAAGCGGGCGACUUUUCGGAUACCAACAUUGAGGGGGUGGACGUGCUUGUAGGCCGGUCGCCCGCUCACUUUCCCAGCGAUAUUCAGAGAGUCCGGGCGGUGUCGAAGCCGGAGCUCAGGCGCUUGAAGGACGUUGUCAUAUUUCCAAGCACUGGCGACACGUCUCUGGCGGACUUGCUGUCCGGGGGUGACUACGACGGCGAUAUGGCCUGGGUCUGCUGGGAUCAGUCGAUCGUGGGCGGGUUUCAAAAUGCAGAGCCGCCUCCAAAAUAUGAUUUUGUCGAGGAAGGGUACUUGACCAAAAAUCGCGCCCGCUUUUCAGACAUUGUCCGAGGCCAUGACGGGGACAUGGAUAAGGCGUGUGAAGACUUUCGCAUCGAGGGUCUGUCGUUCGCAAUGGAGCCUUCUUUGUUGGGCAAAUGCACCAAAUACAAGGAGAAAUUGACAUACUGGACGAAUAGCGUCGAUAGCGAGCAGGCAGUGCUCGUGAGCAAUCUCCUGGGCGAGUUGGUCGAUCAGAAAAAGGCUGGCACGACGUUUACCGAGGAUAAUUGGCUCCGGUUCCGCCAGGAAAGACUGCAGUGUCCAAUCAAGUACGAAAGCCCGGAGUACGAAAAGGAGCGCGCCUCCGACGCGUGUAGGGAGAAAUUGCCCAAGGACAAGCACGUCCUGGACUACAUCAAGUUCGAUGUCGCCAAGAAAGUUGUGGAUCGAGCCCUCGAGGACGUUCAUCAUGCACGAGCCGCCCGAGAGCCUCUCGCGUACGAUGAGCACGUCUGUCAGGUAUACCGAGAGUGGGACAUGAUCGCGCGCGACUCGAAUACGCGCAAAAGCAUGAUGGCAACGUUGCGCGCCGACCUCUAUGACCUGGAGAAGAAAUGGACGGAAUCAGUCAACGAGAACAAGGGCUUUAGGGAAAGGGUGACGUUGCACUACGAGCGAUGGGUCAAGAUUGCGCCACCUGUCCGGGUCCGGGGUAACAGUGUGGUGAAGCAACUCAAGGGACUGCACGAUAGGUUUGUCCCCCUUGGUGUCGCCUACUACCAGACACUGGACGACGACGACUGGACCGCGCCGUUCAGUCAUUGGAGCCUACUGAAGGCAUCGACUACGUUCCACAUGUUCUACAGCAAGCGACUAGACUUUGCGUGGUACAUGGCAGGGAAGCAGAUCCUCGCAUUGAAAGCAAAUGUCAUCUCUAACAAGCCCGAGUACCAGAGGUCGUCAGCGUCUACCGUGGUCCCGUAUAUGAUGCCUCUGCUGAAACCGGACGGCAAAGCCAUCGCCAAGCUCGCCGCGAAACGAAAGGCUGCGGCUGCGGCUGCGGAGUCUGAUCUGGAGGACAAACUGGAUGAGGCCGAGGAUUAUUGGGAUGAGGUCGGCACAGUCAUUGAUGACUGCUGA
Messenger RNA from Emericellopsis cladophorae, 2592 nucleotides. RefSeq names its product RNA-dependent RNA polymerase 1. Gene Ontology annotation, biological process: siRNA processing. The coding region runs from base 1 to 2592 and encodes 863 amino acids. The record is from RefSeq and is a predicted model, not a curated record. NCBI's taxonomy places the organism in Eukaryota, Fungi, Ascomycota, Sordariomycetes, Hypocreales, Bionectriaceae. Gene Ontology annotation, molecular function: RNA-directed RNA polymerase activity. Gene Ontology annotation, cellular component: nuclear RNA-directed RNA polymerase complex. The transcript has a single exon.